AUUGCCCCGCCACAGAGUAGAGUCUUCAUAGAAGCCGUCGAAACUUUGGCGGUGAUUAGUGGCAGAAGUUUUCCUGAAAUGCGCACAUUCGUUUGUCUUGCCCUGGCGGCCGUCCUCCUGGUCGCCAGCUCAACUUCGGCGGCUACAUUCGAUCCGGCCGCUCAACUCCUGGCCGUAGAUGCAGGUGUCCAGGCUCCGGUGGCAGCCCGUCAAGUUCGUCAGUUCGGAGGAGGCUUCGGAGGACCUGGAGGUGGUUUUGGAGGACCUGGAGGUGGUUUCGGAGGUGGUUUCGGAGGACCUGGAGGUGGCUUCGGAGGACCAGGAGGUGGCUUUGGCGGAGGCGGCUUUGGACGCCCUGGAGGUGGAUUCGGAGGCCCUGGAGGUGGCUUCGGAGGAGGUUUUGGUGGCCCUGGAGGAGGUUUCGGAGGAGGCCCUGGAGGUGGCUUCGGAGGCUUCCGAGGCUAAAUAAAUUUUUUAUCUGUGACUGACUAAGCCAAAUCCUCUAGAAAUAGAAUGUGUAAUGAAAGUGCAAUCAAGCACUUUCUAAUUAAGUUCGAAAUAAAUUUGUCUCUGCUAUUUGA
Messenger RNA from Drosophila ananassae, 581 nucleotides. RefSeq names its product glycine-rich cell wall structural protein. The coding region runs from base 79 to 465 and encodes 128 amino acids. Lineage: Eukaryota; Metazoa; Arthropoda; Insecta; Diptera; Drosophilidae. The transcript has a single exon. The record is from RefSeq and is a predicted model, not a curated record.